Molecule: messenger RNA, 1612 nt
Organism: Exophiala xenobiotica
Lineage: Eukaryota; Fungi; Ascomycota; Eurotiomycetes; Chaetothyriales; Herpotrichiellaceae
Exons: 1
Coding region: 271-1431 (386 amino acids)
Biological process (GO): isoprenoid biosynthetic process
Molecular function (GO): prenyltransferase activity
Source: RefSeq, a predicted model, not a curated record
CGACCCCAGUCAAGCCUCGACAUGUGUUCGUCAUGCAUGUCGUCGAAAAUCGUGAUGCUGUUCCGAGUAUCCCACAAUAUUGAUGCCUACCUGCGUCUUCCUCGUUCAUGACUUAUACUCCUGUACACCACACCUGCCAACACUUCCCAUCCACCCUCCUGCAUGACAUCUCCUUCCGCCUGAAAGUCUAACGCACCCUCGACCACUGCGACUGCGCCCACUCAGCCACUUUCACAUGCUCCUUCUCACCUGAAUACGUGUCCGGGCACCAUGUCGACCAUCGCAGAGAACCCGGCCUCCCCAAACGCUAUACCAGUCCGAUAUAGUUCGGCGGGCAUCCACGAUGGUGUCCAACAUCAACCCUCGAAAUCCGUCCUCAGACCUCUUCCCGAAGAUACGUGGAUAUCCAACAGACACCAGUCAAUGCCUCCACUAAGUCCUCCGCUAGCUCUGGCCGACAACACGAACAAGAUGAGACACUCCAAGAAGCAGUCUGCACCCGAGAAUCUGGCACCACGACGGCUAGGUGAAUGGACGCCGCAGAAAGAGAAGAUCAUUAUGGGUCCGUACGACUACCUCUUUGCGCACCCAGGCAAAGACAUAAGAUCAGCCUUGAUCAAAGCGUUCAACUCAUUUCUGGAUGUCCCACCGCAGUCUCUGGAGAUCAUCACGAAAGUCGUGGGCAUGCUACAUACCUCUUCACUGCUGAUCGACGAUGUCCAAGAUGGAAGUCAGUUACGGAGAGGUGUUCCGGUUGCACAUAAUAUCUUCGGAGUUGCCCAGACUAUCAACAGCGCCAACUAUGUCUAUUUCCUGGCUCUACAAGAACUACAGCGAUUGGAGAAUAGAGAUGAGGCCAUGGAGAUCUUCACAACAGAACUACUCAACCUCCAUCGUGGUCAAGGCAUGGACUUGUACUGGAGAGAUACCUUGACCUGUCCCACCGAGGAUGAUUAUCUGGAAAUGGUCCAGAACAAAACCGGCGGCUUGUUCCGUCUGGCCGUCAAGCUGAUGCAAGCUGAAUCUCCAGAAAAGGGUCGAAUAGACUGCGUGCCACUCGUCAAUUUGAUGGGCUUGGUCUUCCAAAUAUGCGACGACUACCUGAACCUGUCCUCGGGCACGUAUACCAAGAACAAAGGUCUCUGUGAAGACUUGACAGAAGGGAAAUUCUCCUUCCCAGUCAUUCACUCGAUCCGAAGUAAUCCUGCGAAUUUACAGCUCAUCAACAUCCUCAAACAAAAGACCACUGACGACGGCGUCAAGAGGUACGCUGUCGCUUACAUGGAGACCACGGGCAGUUUUGAAUAUAGCCGCAAAGUGGUUAAGGAGCUGAAAGCCAAAGCUGGGGAUCUGAUUGCUGAAAUGGACAGUGGCUCAGGGAGAGGGAGUCAAGUGAAGGCCAUUUUAGAUAUGAUGGACGUUGAUUCAUAACCUAGUGCUUGGAGUCAGUUGGAGUAUAUGAGGACUAAAUGGGUCUUCAACAGACCGACACGACGAUUGGGAUUUCUUGUGUAUAAUGUCGCCUAGAGAGCAAUGCUGGCUUGGCUCUUAUUGAGAAAUCCGCCCCGUCUUCCAAAGAUUUGAUUUCCAUUUCGUAUUGCUAGUAACUCCU